Molecule: messenger RNA, 1713 nt
Organism: Cricetulus griseus (Chinese hamster)
Lineage: Eukaryota; Metazoa; Chordata; Mammalia; Rodentia; Cricetidae
Source: RefSeq, a predicted model, not a curated record
AUGACGCAGGGUCCGGGUGGCCGCGCGGCCCCGGAGCCCGAGGCGCCCACCACCUUCUGCGCGCUGCUGCCGCGCAUGCCGCAAUGGAAGUUCGCGUCACCCGGCGGCUUCCUGGGUCGCGGUCCGGCGGCAGCGCGCGCGGCGGGGGCGGCAGAUGCGCAGCCCGAACCCGGGGUCCCUGCGCUGGCAGCGGUGCUGGGCGCUUGCGAACCGCGCUGCGCCGCGCCCUGCCCUCUGCCCGCGCUCAGCCGCUGCCGGGGCUCGGGGACGCGGGGGACCCCCGACGUCGCCGACGGGUGGGCGCCCAAGGGCGGCUUCAUCCACAAGCCGGCGCACGGCUGGCUGCACCCCGACGCCAGGGGCCUGGGGCCCGGGGUCUCCUACAUCGUGCGGUACAUGGGCUGUAUUGAGGUGCUCCGAUCCAUGCGCUCUCUGGAUUUCAACACCCGAACGCAAGUGACGAGGGAAGCCAUCAACCGGCUCCAUGAGGCCGUGCCCGGUGUCCGGGGCUCCUGGAAGAAGAAGGCCUCCAACAAGGCACUGGCCUCCAUCCUGGGGAAGAGCAACCUGCGUUUCGCUGGUAUGAGCAUCUCGGUCAACAUCUCCGUGGAUGGUCUCAACCUGUCUGUUCCUGCCACCCGCCAGAUCAUCGCCAACCAUCAUAUGCAGUCUAUUUCCUUCGCUUCUGGUGGUGACUCGGACAUGACUGAUUACGUGGCCUAUGUGGCCAAGGACCCCAUCAACCAGAGAGCCUGCCACAUCUUAGAAUGCUGUGAAGGUCUAGCCCAGAGCAUCAUCAGCACUGUAGGCCAAGCCUUUGAGCUACGCUUCAAGCAAUACCUGCACAGUCCCCCCAAGGCUGUAAUGCCCCCCGAAAGGCUGACAGGGCUGGAGGAGUCAGCUUGGGGUGACGGUGAUGAGGCUCUGGACCACAAUUACUACAACAGCAUUCCAGGGAAGGAGCCACCUCUGGGUGGGCUGGUGGACUCCAGACUGGCUGUCACACAGCCCUGUGCACUGGCGACACUAGGGGGCCCGGGACAGGGAAUGUCACCUGCAUGGAGAGAAGCCCGUGGCUUGCCCUGGGAUAUGGGUCUCUCCGGAGCAGUCCUACCUGGGGAUGGCUAUGUGCAGGCAGAUGCUCGAGGACCACGUGACUACGAGGAGCACCUGUAUGUCAACACCCAGGGCCUGGACGCUAUCGAGCCUGAGGACAUUUCUGAGGCACCUCUGAUGCCUGAGGACAGCCCCAAGAAGGACCUGUUUGACAUGCGACCCUUUGAGGAUGCCCUGAAGUUGCACGAGUGCUCAGUGGCAGCCAGCAUCACUUCAGUCCCAUUCCCUUUGGAGGACCAGUGGCCCAGCCCCCCUACCCGCAGGGCCCCCAUUGCACCCACAGAGGAGCAAUUGAGGCAGGAGCCCUGGUACCAUGGACGGAUGAGCCGUCGGGCUGCGGAGAAGCUGCUUCGUGCCGAUGGGGACUUCCUUGUGAGAGACAGCAUCACCAACCCGGGGCAGUAUGUCCUCACAGGCAUGCACGCAGGGCAGCCCAAACACCUGCUGCUGGUGGACCCUGAGGGCGUGGUGCGGACGAAAGACGUGUUGUUUGAGAGCAUCAGCCACCUCAUAGACUACCACCUGAAGAAUGGGCUGCCCAUCGUGGCUGCGGAGAGUGAGCUGCACCUUCGGGGAGUGGUCUCCCGGGAGCCAUGA